CCCGUCAAUGUACCGUGCCUCGCCCGUGGGGUAGUCGACCGCUAGGCCAUGCCAACGAAACGCCUAUGAAUCCAUUGCUGGUCCGACUGGGACAGCUUGAAAGUCGACGAACGAUCCAAACCUUGUGGACUUCUGGGAGCACGAAGAGGGCUCAUUGGGUGUGCGCGGAGUGUCGCGCUCAUAAGCAGCGGCGCGGCUACAGCGACGAACCGUUGAGAUGGCCGGGGUCGAAUGCAUCAGUAGAGCAAGCUGCACAAGAGGAGUCUCGUGGACCAUGGGGCCUGCAGAGGGAACGCACAAUCAGCGUGAGAAGAGUUGGGUCCGGUGAACUGCGGUCUGGCGAGCGAAAUCAGGACGAACGGGCUGCACGAGCAUCGGGCGUCGAGGCUGACUUCUUCGACCGAAACGAGGCCAGCAAUGUUGGGGCCCAGGAGACACAGCAUGGGUCGGAAGCAGCAAGCAGGGCUGAUGUCCUGUGGGAGCAGUUUGAACAAGAUCCUUCAGAGCAUUCUCUAGACACGCCGGACAUCGACGACGAAACCCCGGAGACAUCGAUACCGAAGGACUCGCUAUUGUCUGUAGACUACAAAACAGAGCUGCCAUUGGCCUUGAGCAGAAGAUCUGUGGACCUUACCAUCCGAUGCUUGUUCUCAGCAGCUCAGCAGCACGAUUUUGGAUUCCUCUCUGCGAUUCCUGCACCGAUGUUCAGCGCCAUCAUCAAUCUUGUGCAGCCCGGAGAUUUCCUGGAGCGUUUGGCGGAUGCGCAUAUGGACAUCAGCAAUGCCAUGGCAGAACACAUGCGCGUUGCCAAAAUGCGAGAAAUUGCAUUCGACUACAAUAGAGUGAUACUGCGGACACUCAAGAUUAGGCGCGUCGCAGGCCAAACCCCGAGGCUCGAGGACUACACGACACUGCUGCGCAGUGCACGCACAUUGAGGAGUUUUAGAUCGGCGAACACGGUCUGGCAAAGCAUGGUCAAGGACGGCCUUCAUCCAGAUACACAGUGCUUUAAUAACUAUAUGGCGUCCAUGGUAUGGAAUGGUUGGCAUAACGCUGGUAUGAGACGAAAGGCGCGCGUCGUUCCUUACACUAUGAAGAAGAGGGCAGCGCCGAAAACUCGCGAUACUUUCCGUUUCGGCAACUAUCGCAUUGGAAAAAGCGGCAUCAAAGAAAAGACGAUGAAGACCUUUAGUGAGAUGCUGGCCUUUGGUGCUGUUGCAGACGUGGAGAGCUUCCGGAUCCUGAUUACAGCUUGCGCGCGAGAAGGCGACAUCAAAACAGUCAACGCGAUGUUGCAUCGCGUUUGGGGAAUUGAUGUGCCAGCCAUUAUGGAAUCCAGAGAUGAGGUGUCUAUUGCACCCACCGAUUUCUCAGACAAUCCGUCGAUGCAACCGAACGAGGGCUUGCUCGCAACUCUGGCACACGCCUUUGGUGUGAACAACGACUUGCCGACAGCGUUGCGUGUAGUGGACUUCGUAGCCCGGCAUUACAGGCUUGACAUCACGCGUGAAACGUGGGACGCGCUUCUUGAAUGGACCUACGUGCUCACUGAUAAGGAUAGUCCUGGUAGACUUCCAUGGGCCAGCGUCAUCAGUCUGUGGAACACCAUGAAGGGGCCUCCAUACUCGAUCACGCCAAGCUUAGUCAUGUACAAUCUGCUAAUCUCCAACCUGGCGGACGGCAACAUGACGUUUCAAAUGAUUGACAGAAUGAAUGAAGCACUGCCGCUUGCGCAAGAGGACGAGGAGGUAGCCAGAACCGCUCGCGAUCGCUUGAUCGCCGCGUUGCAGGAGCAACAAGCAGAAGAAGUCGUGGAGCAGGUCAGGCGAGAAUGGGAGUAUGCACGAUUGAUCCAGCGACGCAACGACUUCUGGCUAAGGAACUGGAUCCGCAUGUUUCUAAUCUCGGUCAAUCAACGAAAGUCGUCGAUGUCUGCGGCCAAAGCAGAACAGUUGCUCGAAAUCCCACGCGUUCUGUGGGAGUGGCGCAGAUUCGCGAGCGACUUACCACGUUACGAAACCGCAACUGGAUUCGUCGAGAUCGAAUUGAGGGACGACGAGGAAGGACAUAACGGUGCAGCAGCAUACGCGAACAUCCUCGAGGUAAUGACGCAGCUGAAGUCGCAGAGCAGAAGAUACGUCGGUGACACAUGGAUGAUCGAUCACGAAGAGUCGGAAGAGAUCAAACGGCAUAUGGAGAAGCGACGACGGAUGCGGCGGGCGCUUAUUGCGAACGGCCACGAUCGUAAGCUCAUUGAGACUUCCAUGCCAAAGUAUUCUGCUGUUGUAGGUGAGCUGGAAGACGCGAAGUCGUUGGACUUGUAAAUACCGCUAGAAUCAAUGUAAAAACGUUUAACCUGUGC
Molecule: messenger RNA, 2362 nt
Organism: Cercospora beticola
Lineage: Eukaryota; Fungi; Ascomycota; Dothideomycetes; Mycosphaerellales; Mycosphaerellaceae
Molecular function (GO): protein binding; mRNA binding
Source: RefSeq, a predicted model, not a curated record